Messenger RNA from Metarhizium acridum CQMa 102, 852 nucleotides. RefSeq lists its product as uncharacterized. Gene Ontology annotation, biological process: fatty acid alpha-oxidation. The record is from RefSeq and is a predicted model, not a curated record. NCBI's taxonomy places the organism in Eukaryota, Fungi, Ascomycota, Sordariomycetes, Hypocreales, Clavicipitaceae. Gene Ontology annotation, molecular function: phytanoyl-CoA dioxygenase activity.
AUGGCCGGUCGCGGAGACCAUUUUGCCGGGGCUGGCAAGAACGACAGAAUUUGGAACUCGUUCAGCAAGCAUGGGCUUGCGCACCCGCGUUCAUUCUUCGAAUACUACUCCAAUCCGUAUCUGGGUCUUAUUGCGUCAUCGUGGCUGGGACCGGGAUACAGAAUCACAGCGCAAGUGAACAAUGUCAAGCCGGGGGCGGCAGCGCAGGUCGCCCACAGGGACUACCACCUGGGCUUCAUGUCUUCAGAGCCGUGUUCCCGGAUCCCGCGCGCCAUGCAGGUUGCCAGUCAGUGUUUAACGCUGCAGGGUGCUGUUGCGCACGUUGACGUCCCCGUCGAAAGCGGACCGACCCGUUUGCUGCCCUUUAGCCAGACAUUUGCAGAGGGAUACAUGGCAUAUCGAUUGCCCGAAUUCAACGACUAUUUCUUGCAGAACCAUGUUGCCCUGCCGUUAGACGAGGGUGAUGGGCUGUUCUUCAAUCCAGCUCUGUUUCAUGCCGCGGGCACGAACCAGUCCCGGGACAUCGAUAGGUUGGCCAAUUUACUGCAGAUUAGCAGUGCGUUUGGAAAGCCAAUGGAGUCAAUUGAUGCGCUACCUCUGAUAGAGGCUGUUUGGGACGAAUUGCUGAAUUUUUUCAAGAGCAAAGGUCCUACACACGCUGUACAAGCCCUUGUUGCAGCGGUUGGGGAAGGGUAUGCAUUUCCCACCAAUCUGGAUCACAACCCGCCACAAAAUGAUAGCAUGGCCCCGAAAUCAGAGCAGGACGUUAUUUGGGAGGCUUUGAAAAAGGGUUGCGACAAGCAAGCAGCCAUGAAUGCACUGCGUGCGUACAGAACUGCCACGAGAGCUUGA